Messenger RNA from Haliotis rufescens (red abalone), 3646 nucleotides. RefSeq lists its product as uncharacterized. The transcript is spliced from 5 exons. The record is from RefSeq and is a predicted model, not a curated record. NCBI's taxonomy places the organism in Eukaryota, Metazoa, Mollusca, Gastropoda, Lepetellida, Haliotidae. Bases 492 to 1262 code for a protein of 256 amino acids.
AUGAUAGCGCACUCCUAAUGAACAGUACGAGCAGACGACACACCAAUCAAUACUUUCGACAGCUGCGGCGCGGGUCCCGCUCUACCCACGGUUUAAUAAAGAUUCCUCGCCCGGUCCAGAGGUUAUUUCAACAGGGAAACCUGGUCGCCCAAGGGUGCCUAGCUCUCUGAUUUGCCAAAAGAGAAAAGCCUUUUCAAAAGUCUAAUCUCAGUUCCUUUGGAUGGGUUAUUGAAUUGUUCCGUUGUGGCUACACAGAAGACCGCGGAGGUGGUUGUAUGCUCAGAGAAGGAUUUUAUUGCAUUGGCGGACAGUUCAGUAAACUUGUAGAGAUACUUCAAAAGUUUGGAGCACGCUUUCACGGAGCGAGGCGACUAUCACUCUCCCAUUGGAAGUCUAAAAACAGUUGCACUGGCUCAUGGAUACUUGCGUUUUGAGCUGUCGCUACUUGAAGUGGAGUAUGAACUAGGAGGAGACGUAAAUGAGGCGAGAGAAUGGAUGUUUUGAACUUGGGACUUCUUAUGACAGCUAUGCACAUUAUUGAUGAUGUAGCCAGCGCUACUACAGACGAGGUGACAGAGCCGUGUCUGUCGCUGAGGAACAAGCUGGGCGUGUAUACUGCCCCUGUCGAACACCUGGAGGUACGACUGCCUUCAGAGGACCGAUUCAACCUUAAGCCUGUCUGCAGACUGUAUGGGGAUUACACAAGUUGCAUGGAACCGCAUCAAGAAAACAUCACCCAAGAUAUCCAACAAAGGCAGCAAAACCUUGACGCCGUAUUUCAUCCUCUGUGUAAGGAGCAUUUCAAACGCUAUAUGGGGCAUUACGACUGCUAUAGAAGGAUGAGAAAAUACUAUGGCAACUGCCGCCGGAAACGUCAAAGUAAACUACCGUUAGGAGCCAGGACUCCGCGUGGCCACUUCUGGUGCAGGAUAACGAACGACUAUGUAACCUGUAUGUACAGCGUCACAGCUUUAGGAUGUUCCAUCGACGCUGCUCACACGUAUCUUGUUCUCGUCAACGGCACAUUGACGUCACUUCCUCACACAGGACCCGUAUGUACACUGAAAAAUCCAUUGGACAUAUUGAAAACCACAACUACACAGAAUCCAGUGACGUCACCACACUAUCUACUUCGGUUGUCCUCGCCAUAUUCCGGAAGAUACCCAGCUGCAAGGUCAUGGGCGACACAAAGUUGUGAAUAUCAGCUGUCUUUAAGUAUAUUCUGCUGCUUGGUAGUAUAUAUCCUCAGGAACUGUCGUUAGAAAAUCUACCUGUGCAUGGUUUAUAUAUAUAUAUGUAUAAAUGAGAAUGACAUUCUGUGUUCAACAUGGACUUCCAAACUGGUUGCAAUCAUACAAAGAAAAACAAUCGGACUCGACAUUCGGAUUCCCUCGGUCUUUUCUGACAAUGCCCAUGUUCGUACGUCACAAUGCCGCAGUAGAGCGUACGAUACAUGCGUUUAUCUCAUACGAAUCUGUUUCAUGAAUACGGUGUUGGUUUAGGCACUUGCGGCCUAGCCCUAACGUAGCUGACUCAUGUUAUAAUGCUGGGUUUUAUUUAGACACAGCAACAAGAACCACGAUACAUAUGCAUUGUUAAUUGUUGAGUGAGUGGGAUUAACGCCGACUUAUAUUACUGACAGUCAGAUCUAAAUGACGUCGUAAAACCUCACAACGCGUUUAAGGCACUAACGAACCAAGGAUCAUAAACAGUGACAAUCUGGCUUUCUGCGGAUCCUGGCAUAACAAAGAGGACACAACUCGAUGUACAGAUCUUCUACCACCUGUCAACGCGUACCCUCAUUAUAAAGGAGAUGAGGAGCUUGAGGUUCCAUCUUUCGGAGGAGAUUCGUAGAUGGGCAUCUUCCGGAAUCAUGUACCCCCCCAAAAAGGGAGGUUAAGACUUAAUUGAACACGAGCAGAUGACAGAGUUGUUCUGUCAUAAAUAUAGGCUUGUAGUACAGCUAUUGAAGGGACAAAAACAAAUAACAAUAGAUACAAAAUUAAUAAUAACCGUCCUUUCUCGUCACGUAACGAAAUAAUGUAACCAUAAUAUGUGGUACCGCUACUCAUGGAGGGAGGGAAAACAUUAUUUUAUUAUUAUGAUUGUAAAUAUCAUUGUUAUUAUCAGAAUCUGGUAACACUUGCUGUUACUCGGGUUGUUAUUUGUUUGACUCUAGUCGUUCUUUCUACGUUGAUACAGGAACCGCUGAUAUGGUUGCAUUGUUGUGUUCUGUAUCUGAUAAAUCGACUCCCGUUAUCUCGCAUGUAUGCACGUCUCGAGGUUGCCUGUGAUAUGUACUACACUGGGACAUAACUUCGGAACAAACCGCUCGUCAAAAACAACGUCAUUCACCAAGGACUUGCAAAAUAUUUACUUUGACUGUGGGGUUGGUAGAAUUGUUAAUAGCGGAAUAACCAUGCCGAAGACCUCCUUAGGGGCCUACCGUUUGAUAUUAUGGAAGGUAACGGUGGAGGUCGGCUGUAACAAUAAUCUGUUCGCCAAAUCCUGGAAAAAAAUAAUUUGUCAUCCUUAUUUGGAUCCGUAAUAGGUUUGCUGGAUGUUCUGAUGAUUAAUGUGCUGUGGUCAUCCUGUCAGAGAAACAAACUGAUAUUUUGAAGCGAUAUCCCCGCAACUACAGUUAGUUCUCUUACCAUUGACGCCUAAAAUGGCCUCUAUAUUAAUAUAAUAUGUGUGUUUAUCGUAAAUGUAAUCCUCAGGAAUAUUCUCAUUCGCAUAAAAACAAAGCCUUAAAAAACCCGGACCUCCAGAAGCUUCAAAAUCAUCCAAACAUACAACGACAACGCUUGGUGUCCAGGAGAUAUCUUACAAGUAAAAACGAGGAUCAUGACAUUUUCAAAGUGUGCCACGACUUAUCAGGUAACUAGGUAACGAGGCACUUGCAUCUUCGGGUCGACUAUCAUAAAGAAUAUUUCUUAAACCAGCAAGUGGUCGAAAAUGCCAUUGGCACACUCUAAUGCCAAGUGUUAAUGACCACCAAUUCCCAUACAAGGUGACAUCACUCCACGUGACCAACUCAUGAUGGGCACUUCCGGUGGAAGUGACCCUUGGAUGAAGCAGGUCAUGGCAACAAGUUUCGAGAUAACGGAAGUUCGACAUGUAUCAGAAGCCUUUGCCUACCGAUGUUGUUGUGUUGUUGUUAUAUUCUCGUUUAUACAACUGUGUGUUCCAAACCAUGUGAUACACCUUUACAGAAUCUAUUCAUUCAAAUGUUCAUGUUAGAGUUUUAAUAAUUACAUAGUUAGAGUGGUUAGUGAUUUACAGCUUGUACGUAGAGGAGGCUCAUAUGUUUCAUCAGUAAUAAUCGCAACUCAUAUUAUAGAGGAAAUGAUAGAGUUUGCAAAACCCCAUCUGUAACCCCAGCGACGACAUUCCUUCAAUACAUUCAAAAUCGUUUCAACCAUAAAGAUAAAUGGUGUAUGCAUCAUUGAGCUUGAUUAUAUGCAGAGUCUAUGGUACAUUGCCCUUUCCCUCAUCCAUGCGUUGUAGAAGGAAGCGUGUUGCAAGCAUUGUGUAUAGAAGGAUGAAGAGACCUGUGGCAAUGUUUGUCACACUAUAUGUAUUGUUAUUAUGUCUACUAACUGUAGCAAGUGUUCGUGUAUAUUUUAGUAAAGAGUGUCAGUUA